AAGCAGAGCGCCGGCUGCCUGCCACUGAGGAGGAGAAGAGGGGCGUGGAAAACGUGCAAACUCUUUGGGAGGGUCUCAGCGUGGUCUCUCCGGGGCCUCCGGCACCAGCCUCCCCUCCCCAGCUCGCUCCGCAGCCAGGACCCCAGCUGUCCUCCCCGCGGGGCCCCCCAUGACAGCUGAAGGGCGUGCAGCGGAGGGGACGGGGGUCCAGGCGGCGCAGGCCACACACGCGACGCGGGCGCUGCCCGCCCCUCCCUCACCGGGCUCGGCACUAUUUUGGGUGGUGUAGACCCCGCCCCCACCUUCGAGUGCGCCCGGGCUCUGCGGCAGCUGGAGGGGUGCCGCUGCGCCAGCUGGGGCCGCACCUCGAGCCGGGGCCGCCGGCGGGUCUGCAGCCAUGUCGGGCCGCUCGGUGCCACAUGCCCACCCGGCCACCGCCGAGUACGAGUUUGCCAACCCGAGCCGCCUGGGCGAGCAGCGCUUCGGGGAAGGCCUCCUGCCAGAAGAGAUCCUGACCCCCACCCUCUACCAUGGCUACUAUGUCCGGCCCCGGGCCGCCCAAGCUGGGGAGGGCAGCAGGGCAGGGGCCUCUGAGCUUCGGCUCAGUGAGGGCAAGUUCCAGGCGUUUCUGGAUGUGAGCCACUUUACCCCCGAUGAGGUAACCGUGAGGACUGUGGACAACCUACUGGAGGUGUCUGCCCGGCACCCCCAACGCCUGGACCGCCACGGCUUCGUGUCCAGAGAGUUCUGCCGAACCUACGUCCUGCCUGCUGAUGUUGACCCCUGGCGGGUCCGCGCUGCUCUCACCCAUGAUGGCAUCCUCAACCUGGAGGCGCCUCGGGGUGGCAGACAUUUGGACACAGAGGUCAAUGAGGUCUACAUCUCCCUGCUCCCUGCACCUCCUGAUCCAGAGGAAGAGGAGGCAGCCAGUGCUGAGCCCUGAGUGCCGCAGACCCAGCAGCCUUUCUAGCUCCCGCGGUGGUAGGACUGGCUGCUCACCACCCCAGAGGCAGCAGCAUCCUUGGGGGAAGGGAAAAGCGCAUGGUCACAAUGUAUGCUUUGGUCCCUUGGGACGUGUCAUAGUGUUUUCAUUUAGUUUUGGGUGGAGCUGAAUAAACCCAAAUCUCAGGGCCUUGUUUGUGCUGCUCCCUAUUCUGUGGCCUGGAGGAUGGGAUGGGCAGGGAGGGAGACAAAAAGGACAGCUAGACAAAAAGGUCCUCAGUUAGAUGUACCCAACGUCAUAGCUAACCCUGAGCUCACACUUGGAUGCUGAGAUCACACCUGGAAGCUGACACUGGCUCCAGAUCAAAUUCCUGGCCAUAAUUUUCUCACAAUGCAACAGAAGAGAGAGUGAUCCUGGGAGGGAAAAUGGAUAUGCCAUCCAAACAGCCCAGAGGGCACUGUCUGAGCUGGUGAUUAGAGACACAAAAACAAGGGUCUCCAGACUGUCUGGCCUGUUUUGGGUAGGGGUUGGGAAAACAGCUUUUGGCUGCAGAGUUGCCUAAAGCCCUGGUUUCCCAUACUAAAGUCUGUCCACUGUAAAUGGUCUCUGAUUCUGAGGGAUCGAGUAUGCAGACACAGGGGCACAGACACAGAAGCCUCUGCCAUUGUCACUGAAUCACAAAGUCUCCCCACCCUCUGCCUAUGAGAGAAAGCAUUUGUUUCUAACCUUGAAACAUCCCAAAGGGAGGAAUCGCUGCAUCACUCCAUCCAAUCCAAGUCUAAAUGCAGGGGAGCUAGGGUUAUUGGUAUGGUGGUUAUGGCCAGGGAAACUUCCUUUGGAAGUAGAGUCUUAAUACUAGGGGUAUGAUGUAUUCAGGAAAGCCUGGGGGGGGUGGGGGGUUGACCUCUUAAUUACUCUCUGUAAUCAAGAGAACAUGCAUAUGUAUGCUUUGAGGAGUGUCCAGAAGACCUCCCUGCCCCCAAAUAUAUCUUUUACUAGGUUGUGAUGGACAUCUGAAAUUCUUCCAUUAAAGUGGUUGAUUCUUAACUUUUUUUAUGGACCCUCUUGAAAAAUCUGACAAAAGCAAUAGAUCCUCUUACCAGAAAAACACACAUGCUCCGAAAUUUGGCAUACAAUUUGAGUAGGUUCACACAGCUCUUGAGAUCCAUUCAUAUGCCCCUCUUAGGGAAUCGGUGGACCCCCAGGAUAAGAACCCUCACUUGAAGAAUACAAUUCUUGGUUAAAGGAUUGCCAUCUACUAAAAAUUAAAGCAUGCCUUAGAGAAAUAA
Messenger RNA from Balaenoptera ricei (Rice's whale), 2232 nucleotides. It is a transcript of the gene HSPB2, whose product is annotated as heat shock protein family B (small) member 2. Gene Ontology annotation, biological process: response to heat; protein refolding. The record is from RefSeq and is a predicted model, not a curated record. The transcript has 2 exons. NCBI's taxonomy places the organism in Eukaryota, Metazoa, Chordata, Mammalia, Artiodactyla, Balaenopteridae. Gene Ontology annotation, molecular function: structural constituent of eye lens; protein folding chaperone. The coding region runs from base 398 to 943 and encodes 181 amino acids.